This is a messenger RNA of Drosophila grimshawi, 3872 nucleotides long. RefSeq names its product calphotin. Gene Ontology annotation, biological process: positive regulation of transcription by RNA polymerase II. The transcript is spliced from 4 exons. The record is from RefSeq and is a predicted model, not a curated record. The coding region runs from base 1 to 3843 and encodes 1280 amino acids. Gene Ontology annotation, molecular function: transcription coactivator activity. Lineage: Eukaryota; Metazoa; Arthropoda; Insecta; Diptera; Drosophilidae. Gene Ontology annotation, cellular component: RNA polymerase II transcription regulator complex.
AUGACACAUUUAGCCACUGUGGGCAAAAUCUUGAGUGUGGCUCUGGGAAAUUUGCAAAAACGCAUUGUGAUUAUUUCCGUUGUUGUUGCUGUUGCCAUCUUUGGCCUAGCUGAGGGCCGUCCGGAAUCUAAUGGUUAUCUGCCACCUGCACCUGUCAAGGAUAUAUUCAGCCAAGUUCUGCCCGUGCAACAGGGCUUCCAGAGUUUUACGCAGCAGCAGCAGCGGCCCAUUGCUCAGAUUGAAUCCAUCCAACCAUCCGUCUCGUUGGGCAGCUUCUCAAUUCAAAGUGAUGGCCAGCUUGGUGCCAUCAAUCAGCAGUAUCAGACAUCCGCUGCUCCGGCUCCGGCUACGGCCGCCAUCAGCCAAUCCAUAGCCGCCGCAGAGGUGCCCGUCAACAACAACUAUGGGGGACAAGCGAUUCCCACUCAACUCUUUGUGCCAGCGGCCUCGCCAGUGACGUCCAUUGCGGUUCAGGGGCCAGCUGCUGGAGUGCAGCAACCUCACAAUGUACCAGUUGUCGCUCCAGUGGCUCAACAAACAUUCUCUGCCCCAACUCCGGUGGUACAGCAAACCUACUCUGCUCCAACUCCGGUGGUACAGCAAACAUACUCCGCUCCAGUUCCAGUGCUUCAGCAGACACACUCUGCUCCAGCUCCAGUUGUUCAACAAACCUACUCUGCACCUGAGCCGGUUGUACAGCAAACCUAUUCUGCUCCAGCUCCAGUGGCUCAACAGAUAUAUUCUGCUCCAGCUGCUGGGGUCCAACAGACAUACUCUGCUCCAGCUCCGGUGGUACAGCAAACCUACUCUGCUCCAACUCCGGUGGUACAGCAAACAUACUCCGCUCCAGUUCCAGUGCUUCAGCAGACACACUCUGCUCCAGCUCCAGUUGUUCAACAAACCUACUCUGCACCUGAGCCGGUUGUACAGCAAACCUAUUCUGCUCCAGCUCCAGUGGUUCAACAAACCUACUCUGCACCUGAGCCAGUUGUACAGCAAACCUAUUCUGCUCCAGCUCCAGUGGUUCAACAAACCUACUCUGCACCUGAGCCGGUUGUACAGCAAACAUAUUCUGCUCCAGCUCCAGUGGCUCAACAGACAUAUUCUGCUCCAGCUGCUGUGGUCCAGCAGACGUACUCUGCUCCAGCUCCAAUAGUUCAACAAACUUACUCUGCGCCUGAAUCGGUGGUACCACAAACCUAUUCCGCUCCACCACGGGUAGCUCAGCAGUUUUACUCUGCACCAGCUCCAGUGGCUCAGCUAACUUACUCUGCUCCAGCUCCAGUGGUCCAGUCAACCUACUCUGCUCCAGUUGUGCAACAAGGCUAUGCUCGCGCACAGGAGAGCCAUUUUAUUCAAGCUGCUGCACCAGUAGUUCAGCAAGCUUAUUCUGCGGCACCUGCUCCAGUGGUGCAACAGACCUACUCCGCACCCGCUCCCGUGGUGCAGCAGACCCAUUUCUCUCCAGCCAUCCAACAGACACAGCACACUGGAUACAACUAUCAGGCACCAGCUCCAAUUGGCGCUCCAGUACAGCAGAGCUAUACCAGAACUCAAGCUCAGAUUCAGGUUGCCGCUCCGGUGCAACAGUUGCAGCAAUCGCUUGUGCCACGCCCACCCAGUGCAGUUCAUAUUAAUGCACCAGUCGCUGCACCCUUUACCCAGUUUACGCCCACUUAUAGCCACACCCCCUCAUUUAUCCAGCAGCACCAACAGCAGCAGCAGCAGGUGUCCUAUGUGCAAAAUACAAGAGGUGUAGUGCAAGCUCCCUCGGCUCCAGCAACCACCACUGUGAUCAGCAACAAUCCGGCCAUCUCGGAAAUUGGCACCAACUAUGCCAGCAACGGUGGCUAUCAAUUCUUCGCCAUCGUUUCGUGCGCCCUUGUGGCUCUGGCCGCCGCCGAUGUGAGCCACCUGUCCAACACCUAUCUGCCACCUAGUAACCACCAUGUUGGCGCCGCCAGCUACCAGGCACCUGUAGUGCACAGCUACACCGCCCCAGCUACCAGCAGCUUCACCAGUGGUUCGUCCUAUAUUGCCCCAGCUGCCUCCGUCCACCACGAAACCUAUACUGCUCCCGCUACCUCGUUUGCCACCAAGACGUAUUCUGCUCCAGCUACCAGCUUCACCAGUGGAUCAUCCUAUGUUGCCCCAGCUGCCUCCGUCCAACACGAAACCUAUACUGCUCCCGCUACCUCGUUUGCCACCAAGACGUAUUCUGCUCCAGCUACCAGCUUCACCAGUGGAUCAUCCUAUGUUGCCCCAGCUGCCUCCGUCCAACACGAAACCUAUACUGCUCCCGCUACCUCGUUUGCCACCAAGACGUAUUCUGCUCCAGCUACCAGCUUCACCAGUGGAUCAUCCUAUGUUGCCCCAGCAGCCUCCGUCCAUCACGAGACCUAUACUGCUCCCGCUACCUCGUUUGCCGCCAAGACGUAUUCUGCUCCAGCUACCAGCUUCACCAGUGGAUCAUCCUAUGUUGCCCCAGCUGCCUCCGUCCACCACGAGACCUAUACUGCUCCCGCUACCUCGUUUGCCACCAAGACGUACUCUGCUCCAGCUACCAGCGGCUUCACCAGUGACGAUUCGUAUGUUGCCCCAGCUGCCUCUUACCAGAGCGCCACUUAUGCUGCUCCCGCGACCUCGUUUGCGACCAAGACAUAUUCGGCUCCAGCUGCCACCUACGACACCAGCUCGUCGUAUGUCGCCCCAGCUGCCUCCUACCAGAGCACCUCUUAUGUUGCUCCUGCUGCUGUUUCUACCUACACCGCUCCCGUUGCUGCCGCCAGCUACAGUGCUCCAGUGGUGAGCAACUCCGGAGUUGACACGACCUACGGUUCCAACGGCGGAUACCAUUCAUUCGCCAUUUGUUCCGCUCUGCUGGCCCUGGCCGCCCUAGGCGUUGCCAGUCCUUUGAGCAACACCUACUUACCGCCCAAAUCCAAUGCAUACAGCAGCUACAGCUCCGCUGCCGGCUCCAGCGGAGGUAUCGGCUCCUUUGCCCCGGCAGCUAGUUACUCGGCACCAUCAAGCCAGUAUCUGGCUCCAACCACAUCCCUCAGCAGCCACUCGACCGGAGGUGCCUUCCAGAGCAGCUACUCUGCUCCAGCCGUCUCCCACAGCACGUACUCUGCUCCAGCCGUCUCACAUAGCAGCUUCUCCGCUCCAGCCGUCUCCCACAGCAGCUUCUCCGCUCCAGCGAGAUCUCAUGGCAGCUACUCAUCUUCGGCUUCUGUGGCAGCUCCUUCUCGGCAAUACCUGGCACCAGCCGCUUCCCAUAGCAGUUUCUCCGCUCCAGCCGUCUCCCACAGCAGCUUCUCCGCUCCAGCCGUCUCCCACAGCAGUUUCUCAGCUCCAGCCGUCUCUCACAGCAGUUUUUCCGCCCCAGCCGUCUCCCACAGCAGCUACUCUGCUCCAGCAAGAUCCCAUGGCAGCUACUCAUCUGCGGCUUCUGUGGCAGCUCCUUCCCGGCAGUACCUGGCGCCAGCCGCCUCCCAUAGCAGUUUCUCCGCUCCAGCCGUCUCCCACAGCAGCUUCUCUGCUCCAGCCGUCUCCCACAGCAGUUUCUCCGCUCCAGCCGUCUCCCACAGCAGCUACUCAGCUCCUGCCGUCUCACACAGAAGUUAUUCCGGUCCUGCUGUCUCCCACACUAGUUAUUCAUCCCCAGCUCGUUAUGCCUCCUCUCGUGGACUUGGAUUUGGUGGCUCUUCGGGGCGUAGUGUUGGCCACAGCUUUGGAGGAUCCCAGCAGGCCUUCGGGGGAUUCACUUCGGGCCACAGUAGCUCAACAGGUGGAACUCGGUAUGCCUCCAAUGGUGGAUAUGCUUACCGUCAUAAGUAUUAAACUGAUCUCUACUCUAUGCAAUCAAAAUG